This is a messenger RNA of Lentinula edodes (shiitake mushroom), 4032 nucleotides long. RefSeq lists its product as uncharacterized. NCBI's taxonomy places the organism in Eukaryota, Fungi, Basidiomycota, Agaricomycetes, Agaricales, Omphalotaceae. The transcript is spliced from 22 exons. Gene Ontology annotation, cellular component: Smc5-Smc6 complex. Gene Ontology annotation, biological process: double-strand break repair via homologous recombination. The record is from RefSeq and is a predicted model, not a curated record. Gene Ontology annotation, molecular function: ATP binding; ATP hydrolysis activity. Bases 137 to 3787 code for a protein of 1216 amino acids.
CUUUGUUGAACGACGACCAACGACGACAAAACAAAGCCGAUCAUAAUCUUCGGGAUAGACUCGGGGCUUACCUUUGACUUUGAACUGUGUUUCAAAAUUUCCCACAUCUCUGGCACAAGGGCCAGUCCCAAACGAUAUGCCGCGUCAAUCUCGUUCCUUUGCAUCGUCUGCGAAUUCAUCAGAUAACGAGUCUCUGAAGGAAAAUCACGUCAACGGAUUUAACAGGGUGAAAAUGGAGAAAUUAAAGCAGCAACAAACUAAAGUGAAAGAAGAAAAUGCCAGGAGGGCUAGGGCUCGCGUCGAGGAGCAAGAACGCGGUGAUGGACUGGAUGUUGACGCCGACGCCGAUACGGAUGAGGAAGAGGAUUUUGAUAAUCAAGGCAGUGGCUCUCCCAAAGGCCGAAAGCGCGCGCGUGCAAAUACAGACGGUGACUCAAGGCCUUCUCAAUUUCAGGAUGGCACUUCCUGUGCUCCGCGCUCGGUUACGCUCCCCAGGGACCCAAAAGACAACUUUAUACCUGGUUCCAUAGUCCGCAUUCAACUCCGCAAUUUCGUGACCUACGACUAUGUUGAGUUUCGCCCUGGUCCAUACUUAAAUAUGAUCAUAGGACCUAAUGGCACGGGAAAAAGUAGCAUUGCCUGUGCCAUUGCGUUGGGGUUGAAUUUUUCACCUAAAGUCCUCGGUCGUGCCGAUGAAGUUAGUGCCUACGUUAAGAACGGUACUCCUGACGGCCAUAUCGAAAUCGAGCUCAAAACUCCUGCUGGCAAGCCCAAUCUCGUCAUCCAUCGAAAAUUGGUUGCAUAUAGCAAGUCCUCUACGUUCAUGUUGAAUGGCAAGAAUGCUACAGGAAAAGAAGUCAGUCAGCGUAUGGCUGAGUUGGGGGUCCAAGUCGGAAACCUAUGCUCUUUUCUUCCUCAAGAUAAAGUUUCUGAAUUCGCCAUGAUGACCCCUCAACAGCUGCUGAAAGAAACCCAAAAGGCAGCUGGUGACACCAAUCUUACAAGCUGGCAUGAAACCCUGAUCGAGGCUGGCAAGGAGAGUAGUUUAAUUAAGGAGAAAGUUGCAUCCGAACAGUCACAACUCACUCAAAUGAAUGCCCGUAACGCCGCUAUUGAGCAUGAUGUUGAGCGUUAUCACGAACGACGCAAGAUAGAAGACAUGAUAAAAAUACUCGAAGUCUACAUACCGUGUGCGAGUUAUAGAGAGUUGCUAGCUCGCUACCACGAAUUGAAGGUAGUCCAACGCAAGAUGCAUCAGAAAGUUCUUCGAUUGAAAGCAAAGAAUGAGCCAGCACAUGAAUUAUUGAACGUUCUCAAAUCUGAUCUCAAAGAGAGAGAACGCACCCGGGAGACGCGCAAAAGAGACACUCAAAAGCUUUUCCGCGAGAUGCAACAAAUGUACGACAGUAAUGAAAAGAUGGAGAAUCAUGCCGACACACUUCAGUCAAAGCUUGAACACCUUGUGCAGGCCGAAAGGGAUCGCCAAAGACAAAUCCGCGAUUUGGAAGGAAAGAUCCAACGAAUGGAGGCAGAGUAUAAUCAACCCUUGCCGGAUGAAGUGGUAGUGGUGUUAGAAGACAAGAAUGGAGCUAUCAAGAGACAGAAGCUGGAGCUUGUCCGUGAACGUAACGACAUACGUAGUCGCCGUGGAGAAUGUGACAGCAGGUUGAGAGAAAAAUUGGAGGAGAAGGCAGUAAUAAUGAGAAAAAUUGAGCAGGCCCAGAGAAAUCUCCACCAACUUGACUCGGCGGACCAUCAGAAGCUCCAGCGAUUGGCACAAUUUAACCAAGAUACGGCUGAUGCAGUUGUUUGGCUUAGAUCCAACAAGCAUCGCUUCAAAAAGGAUAUCAUUGAACCAGCGAUUUUGACGCUCACUGUACCCAACAUACGUUACGCACCGGCAGUGGAGAGUGUUAUGAGCGGAGAUAGGUUCAAGACUUUUGUUGCUCAAUGCCGAGAGGAUUAUGAUCUCCUUAACGAACUUGUCAACGAUCAAGGUGCGCUCGGGCGAAAGGCUUGGAUCUCGACGUGGUUUCGGGACCCUGACACUACACAACUUGUUGAACCACCAAUGACGCCAGAGGAACUUCAAACCCUGCAUUUUGAUGGUUAUCUCUCUGAUUUUGUCUCCUGUCCCCCGGGCAUGUUGUGGUUCUUAAAGAACGACAUAUCAUUACAUAGAAUUGCGGUAACUCUCAAUAACAAUAGUGUCGAUGUUAACAGAGCUACGCAAGCGGUCGCGCGCUCCGGUGGAGCAACCUUCAUUGUCGGGUCUGUCAUCAACAAUGUUUCCCGAUCUCGAUACGGUAGGAAGGCUGUAUCAAACGUGACGAGGGAGGUCAGGCCAGCAAAACUGUUGGCAAAUCAUGGUGUCGACGCUGACGCUAAACGUCGCUUUGAGUCGGAGAUUGUACAGCACAAGGUUGACGUGGCUGCGCACGAUGAAGAGAUCGGACGGUUCAAAGAAGAGGAAAGGAAGAUCGAAGCCGAAGCUAAAGAACAUGAUAAACGGGGAGCAGCUAUUCAAGAUCGCACAGACGCUGCACAGAGGGCUCGCGCGUUAAAAGAAAAGCUGAAUUUGGCCAUUGCACGAGAAAAGAUCAUGCUCAGACAGAAGCGUGCAGCGCCUUCUGCAGAUCAGGAGCGUGAAGACAUCCGCGCUGAGUUGGUCGGUGUCGCAAAAAAGAGGGUCAAAGUUGUCAAGGAUUAUUUGGCUAUUGCCAAGAAAGUCGUGGUUGAGCAGCAAGAAACAACCCGAAUUGGGCUGGAGUACCUUCAGAUAAGUGCCAAUCGUGCCUUUUUAGACGAAUUGUGCAAGAGGAAGGAUGAGAAGUAUAAUAAGGCGAUGGAGGAAUUUGCUGAAAUCGACGCGGAAUACAACGACGCGAAGAAACACUCCAAGGACGCCCUGAACGAGUCCCGUGAUGCGCUCAAUAACACUACCGAUGUAAUUCGCGAACAUUACCAUGAGGCACUGGCCAAACGCACAGAAUACGAGAAUGCACUCCAAACUGCGGAAAGCAACGGGACUUCUCCACCCUCGGCAGAAGGUGUGGAUUUACGCACGGCAGAUGACUACCGGGCGGAGCUUGAAUCGCAGGAGGCGCAGUUGGAAUUGGUGAGCAAGACACAGCCCGGUGUUAUUGAGCAGUAUGAAAAGAGGAAGAGGGAUAUUGAACAAUUGGAGAAGACCUUAGAAGAAAGGCAGCGCAAUGCUGCCAAAGUCGAACGCAGUAUCCAGCUGACCUUGGAUCACUGGAAGCCCGCUUUGGAAAAACUCAUUGGGAGCAUUGGACAAAAGUUUUCAGCUGCGUUUGACCGUAUUGGUUGCGCAGGUGAAAUCCACAUCAGUGAGAAUGAAGAUUACGACAAGUGGGCAAUUGACAUCCUUGUCAAAUUUCGUGAUGAAGAGAAGCUGCAGUUGCUUACUGGACAGAGGCAGUCCGGAGGGGAACGUUCUCUAACGACCAUUCUAUACUUAAUGAGUUUGACUGAAGAAGCCCGUGCUCCAUUCUCGUUGGUCGACGAAAUCAAUCAGGGAAUGGACCAACGCGCUGAACGCGUCGUGCAUGAUAACAUGGUCGACGUCACUUGCAAAGACGACUCGGCUCAAUACUUCCUGAUUACGCCUAAACUCCUACCUGACCUAAAAUACCACGAACGAAUGAAAAUCUUGUGCGUCAACAACGGUGAAUGGCUUCCAGAGGAGACGAAAGUAGGCAACUUGAUGAAUCUGAUCGAGGGGUUUCUCUCGACAAGGAGGAACACAACUGCGAAUGGACACUAGAUCGAUUAUUGAUCAUCCUUUAACUUCUUGUUCACUUGCUGGUGUCCCUUCGUGUUCCUCGGUCGCAAACCUUUGAUUUGUUUCCCACAGCUUAUUAUAUUUGUUAACUUAUAUUUUCGCUCAUAACUCGGACCGUACUUAUGCCUUCCUCUCUCUUCAGACCAGUAUUAUAGAUGUUUGCUACUUACCAUAACACCCCAACAAAUAGUCCAUAAACAUAUUGUAUUCGAUAAAUAUAUCCUAUU